This is a messenger RNA of Lactuca sativa (garden lettuce), 498 nucleotides long. The record is from RefSeq and is a predicted model, not a curated record. Lineage: Eukaryota; Viridiplantae; Streptophyta; Magnoliopsida; Asterales; Asteraceae.
AUGACAGCUGGAAAACGACAAUGGCGGGUUUUAUUUUGCGUGUUAUUCAGCCCCACUCUUGCUCUUUAUCCACUCAGCCGUAGGAGAGGUUUUGGAUGGGAUGAAGCCAACCUUGGUGAAAUUGAAGCAAAUAAACAUGAUCUUUAUCUCCUAUUGGGGGGCUCUAAUAGUUUCCUUGAAGGAGAUGAUAAUAUCAACAUCAGACUGAAUGCUGAUGCAAUUCGUUCAGCACUGAAUGAGAUGGCAUCUUCUAGUAGCAACAGUAACUCCCAUUAUGGAUGGACAUCUUCAGAUGAUGAAGAUGAAGCAGAUGUCAUGGAUCAUGAUCUAGGUGGGAAGAGUGCAAGAAGCUUUAGGGAGAAAAGAAAGGCGCACUAUGAUGAAUAUCGCAAAGUGAAAGAGUUACAGAAGAAGGAAUCAAUGAAAAAGGAUGAUGAAAAGCAAUCCAUUGUUGAUGGUGUGGGAGAUAUAAAUAUCAGUAUGCAUUACAAAAGAUAA